AUGUUCAUUAAGCAUUGGGUUUCUGUUUAUGGGGCUCCCAAAAGAUUAGUUAGUGAUAAUGGGGGUGAAUUUAACAAUCAUUUAGUAAGAGAUAUGUGUGAAAAUUUUGGCAUUGAAGUUAUAACAACUCCUGCAUAUAGUCCAUGGAGUAAUGGUACAUGUGAGAGACAUAACUUGAUAUUAACUGAAAUAUUAGUUAAGCUUAGGGAAAGCCAUGCCUAUGACUGGGAAAUAUCCCUCUGUUGGGCAGUUGCUGCCAAGAAUGCUUUAAAUAAUGUUAAUGGGUUUAGCCCAUACCAAAUAGUCUUUGGCAGAAAUCCCAAUUUGCCUUCUGCUUUUAGUGACAAGCUACCUGCACUUGAGGGGCAAACAACUUCUGAGAAUGUUGCUUCACACAUUAAUGCAAUGUAUGCUGCCAGAGAAGCAUUUGUUAAGGCUGAACGGUCUGAGAGAAUAAGGAGAGCAUUGCGUAAGAAUACCAGAAAUACUGAUGAGGUAUAUAAGUCUGGUAACAAAGUAUAUUAUAAAAGACCGGAUGAAACAAAAUGGAAGGGGCCUGGUGUUGUUAUUGGAGUAGAAGGGCCAGUUGUGUUUGUGAGACAUGGUGGGUCUCUAGUGAGAGUUCACAGAUGCAGGCUACAAAAAGUGUGUAGUGAUGAUAAAGUAGUUUCUAGUGGUAAUACUGAAGCUGGGAGUUCACCUUCAGUUGAUGAAGUUGAAAACACUUCAAAUGAUUCUUGCAAGUUGAAUAGUGACACAUCUGCAGAAACAGGGUCUGAGACAGAUAAAAGUGAGGGAUGCAGAAAGUCAUCUAGAGUAGUUAAAAAACCUGAUUGGUUAAAUGAUUAUGUUGAAGAUGUUGAUGAAGUCAUGCUUGUGAGUGAUAUUGAUGUGAACAAAGCAAAAAUGAGAGAAUUAGAAAGUUGGGGAGAGAAUGAGGUCUAUCACGAAGUGCCUUAUACAGGUCAAAAAUGUGUUUCAACUAGGUGGGUGUAUACCUUUAAGACAAUAAAUGAUUCUAUUGUUCCCAAAGCUAGGCUAGUUGCUCGGGGUUUUGAAGAAUAUGAUCAAACUAUUCAAAAAGACUCCCCCACUUGUGCACAUGAGUCACUUAGGUUGAUAAUUUCAGUUUUGGCCCAGAAUAAAUGGAAGCUUAAUUCUAUGGAUAUUAAAACUGCCUUCCUCCAAGGGCAAUCCAUAGACAGAGAUGUUUAUAUUAAACCUCCCAUUGAAGCCAAAGUUAAUUCGAAUACAGUUUGGAAGCUCAAUAAGUGUGUAUAUGGGUUAAGUGAUGCUUCUUUAAAUUGGUAUUGUAGGGUUAAAUCUCUGUUACUAGAAUUGGGAGCAUGUGUUUCUAAAGUUGACCCUGCUGUAUUUUAUUGGCUUGAUGAAAAUGGUGAUGUUUAUGGGAUGUUGGCAUGUCAUGUUGAUGAUUUUAUUUGGGGGGGUAAACCCGAAUUUGAAAAUGUCAUAAGUAGGAUAAGAUCUAUCUUAAGUGUUGGCAAAGAAAGCAAUAAAGCCUUCAAAUAUUGUGGUAUUGACUUGGAAUAUGGUGAAGAUGGUGUGAUAUAUCUUGAUCAGAUAGAUUAUACAGAUUUACUUAAACCUGUUGAAAUUACUGCUUCUAGAGCUCUUGAAAAAGAUAGUGAGUUGACGGAAUGUGAAAAACAUAGUGUGAGAUCCAAGGUGGGUCAACUGUUAUGGCUGGCUCAUCAAAGUCAGGGCACUUACUGUUUGAUGUGA
This is a messenger RNA of Paramuricea clavata, 1743 nucleotides long. Lineage: Eukaryota; Metazoa; Cnidaria; Anthozoa; Malacalcyonacea; Plexauridae. The record is from the annotation of a GenBank genome assembly.